Molecule: messenger RNA, 1139 nt
Organism: Penaeus indicus
Lineage: Eukaryota; Metazoa; Arthropoda; Malacostraca; Decapoda; Penaeidae
Product: failed axon connections homolog
Exons: 7
Coding region: 97-993 (298 amino acids)
Cellular component (GO): cytoplasm
Source: RefSeq, a predicted model, not a curated record
GUUGUCAACCCUCCCGCCGAAAGAGUUGCCAUGUAGUGAUAUCUGACGCAAAAGAGCGCAGGAGGCGCAGUUGACGUCACACAUCACUGUAACAGAAUGGCUCUCAUGGCUCAGGGAGGCUGGGCACCCAUGCAGAUAGCAGGGAAGGCACUCCGCUGGCUCUGGCACAAGAACAAGCCGAUAACCAUAGCGGUGGUGGCUGUGGUGGGCGUGGUCAAGAUCAGGCAGCACAUGAAGAAGCAGGAGAGGAGGAGGAAAUGGAACGAAGCAGGGAAAGAUGUCGUGGUGUUACAUAUGUUCAACCGCGGAUACACAUGCCCAAGUCUUUCACCUUUUGUUAUUAAAUUAGAAACUUACCUGAGGAUGGCAGAUAUUCCCUACCAGAUUGACUACGACGAGCCCAUGGGUGCUAAGGGGAAGUCGCCAUGGAUAACACUGAAUGGCGAAGACAUGGCAGACUCACAGCUGAUAAUGGAGUACUUGGGGCCAAAGUUUAAGAAGGAUUUGACUGCGCACCUGUCGGCCGAGGAGAAAGCUGUGGCUCACUCGCUGCAGAUCAUGAUUGAUGAAUAUUUUCUGUGGUGUCUUAUCGUAUGGCGUUAUGUUCAAGAGCGUGGUCGUCCGUUGACCAGUAACAUGAAGCUUCCAGCGGGCAGCAGCUUUAUGAUUUCCUUUUUUGUCAAGAAAGUGACCGAAGCGACCCGUUUGCAGGGCAUUGGGCGUCAUAGCUUCCAGGAAGUGGAGGCGAUGGGCAGAAAGUGUCUCCAUUCUCUCUCCACUUGGCUCGGACAAAAGCCUUAUUUAAUGGGCGACAAACCAACUGAAGUGGACUGCGCAGCUUUUGGAAUGCUGGCGCAGGUAGUGUGGUGUUCCCCGAACUCUGCCUACCUGAGGAUGCUGGAAACUGACUUCAAGAACCUGUAUGAGUACUGUCAACGUAUGAAAGAGAGGUUCUACCCCGACUGGGACAAGUGUCUCGAGAAGCGCAGUUAGUAGAAAGAAAGAAAAGAAAAAAGAAAAACAGUUAUAAUAAUCUUAGUGGAUUGCUAUCAGUAAUGGCUAGCUAUGUGUAUAGUUUUUGUGUGAUACCAUUGUAUUUUUUUAAAGUGUAAUUUGAUCACAUUAAAAUAUGAAAUGAG